This is a messenger RNA of Pelagomonas calceolata, 830 nucleotides long. The record is from the annotation of a GenBank genome assembly. NCBI's taxonomy places the organism in Eukaryota, Pelagophyceae, Pelagomonadales, Pelagomonadaceae.
ACAUGUAUCAUAUUUUACAGGGGACGGGUCGUCGGCGGGGGCCACGGCGAUGGAGUCAGAGGUACCAAACCAAGCAACGCAAUGCUUCUGGAUCUGGUGGUGGUGGUGGGUGGCGGUGCCGGUGGUGGUCAAGGCGGUGGACAGGGGGAGGCUUUGUUGAAUUCUUUCACGAGAGCUGGAGGCUCACGAGCUCCUCGUCGAAGGAGAGCUGCAGGCCGACGUCGAAGGAGAAGCCGGAGGAGGUCCGCGGCAGGUGCGGCGGGUCCUCGGGCGGCUGCAGGCCCAAAAGCGACUCGCAGGAGUCCGUGGGAGCCGUCAUCCUCGCGCGGCGCGCCCGCUUCACGAGUUUGGGCGGCGAGUGUAAUGGUGCGCUGAGCGGCGGCGGCGUCUCGAGGUCGCGCGGGUCGCCGUCGAAGCUCCAGGUCAGGGGCAGCCCCGGCGACGCGCGACCCGACCGCGGGGACUCGGGCCGCGGCGACGCGGCGCGCGAGAGCAGCGUAAAACUGAGGCGGCCCAGCGACGGGCGCCGCUUCAGGGGCCGCGCCUCGGGCUGGGGCGUGACGACCGGGAGCUGGGGGCGGCGGGCCUUGACGGGCGUCGUCGUCUUGGCGUCCAUUCUUGGUGUCGGGCUGUUGGCGUCGGGCUUUGGCUGUUUCCGGGGCAGUGGCUGAGGGGCAGCCCCUUCGCCGGCGCUUUUCCGGCCGGUUCCGGGGGCAGUGGGGGCGCCGGCGGCUGCGGGGGCGGGAGCGGCGUCGGAUCCGGUGGAGGCGACCUUGGGGCGGCGCGGCGCUCAGCCGAAUUUGCCUGUUCUCUCACGCCAGAGAUUCGCG